AUGACUCGGACUCAAGUUCCUUUCCCUUCCCCUGCUACCCUGAAGCGGUUCCCCCAUAUCCAUGAUGACCCUUCUACCCUGUCUCAUGCCCUAGACCCCUUCACUAUCACCACUUCCACUGGCUUCCUGCCCUACCAGACUGCUCCCUCGGAGCUGCCCGAGGCCUUCAAGGCUCUUGCCUCCUUGGUCGAGCGUCUUCCUGUUGUCAAGCUUGAUGGCACCCCUGGUCUGCUGGCCACCUAUGAGUUGGGCCCGGCUACUGAGGCCGAGCUGACUGACCUGACUGAUGAGGUUGAGAAGCUGAAGCUUCCCAAUGGAGAGUGGGAUCGCUUCACCAUUGCGGCUGUCUUCCGUGACUACACCUUCCUGGCCUCGUCUUACCUUCUCGAGCCUUGCUGGGAGAACUGGUGUAAGAAUCCUGACCAGGGCUAUGGUCUUGGCCGUGACCUUUUGCCCAAGUCCGUUGCUCGCCCUAUGUAUCGUUGUGCACAGAUCUUGGACUUGCCUCCCUUCAUGUCCUAUGCUGCCUCUUAUGCUCUCUUCAACUAUACCCUUGCCGACCACUCCAAGGGUCUAGAGGAGUAUUCCAACCUCCGUCUGAUCCGCGCCUUUGAGCGUGGCCUGGAUCCCAAGAGCUCCGAGGCUGGCUUCAUCCUGACCCACGUCGACAUGGUCAAGGAGACUGGCGCACUGAUCUCUGGUGCCCUCAAGGUCAUUGAUACCCUUGAGCAGCAUGGUCCUCGUCCCGACAUCAACGAUGGCUUCCGUGAGAUCUUGAAGGCCAUGGAGAAGAUUGAAGCGUCCAUGGAAGACAUGUGGGGUAACUCUAAGCCAGCCGAGUACCUCUCCUUCCGCGUCUUCAUCUUCGGCAUCACCAACCAAUCCAUGUUCCCCAACGGCGUAAUCUACGACGGCGUCGAAGACAACAAGCCCCUCAACUUCCGCGGCGAGAGUGGCGCCAACGACAGCAUCGUAAGCCCACCCCUUCUCUCUCUUCCUCUCCCUUCAAUCCCACCAAACACCACUAAUCAACCUCUCUUACCACACAGAUCCCCCUCCUCGACCAUCUCUGCCAAAUCCCCAUGCCCUCAACCCCCCUCACCAAGAUCCUCCACGAAUUCCGCGCCUACCGCCCCCACCCCCCACCGCGAAUUCCUCACCUACGUUCGCGAAAAGGCCGAGGAAAUCGGCGUGCAGGAGUACUCCAUCCAGGACUCCGAGACAGCAGUCCUCUUCCUCCGGACUCUGAAUCACGUUCGCAGCUUCCGCUGGCGCCACUGGCUGUUCGCCCGCGAGUAUAUUAUUCGCCGCACUCCUCAUCCUACUGCUACCGGUGGCAGUCCCAUCGUGACGUGGUUGCCCAACCAGCUCUCCGCCGUCAUGGAACUGAUGAUCUCCAUCUACGACCGCUAUCUCGCACCGAAGGAGGGCGUGACCAUCGUCGAUGGACAGGAGGAUUUGAUUGCCUCGCACAGGAAGCAGGUUGAGCCUAUGAUGGAGCUUGUGCGUGACCAGAAGGAGAAGUUGGCUAAGGAGGUUGAGAAGUGGUGCCAGGAGCGUGGGGUUUAG
Messenger RNA from Penicillium daleae, 1569 nucleotides. Its product is annotated as indoleamine 2,3-dioxygenase family protein. The transcript is spliced from 4 exons. Bases 1 to 1569 code for a protein of 522 amino acids. NCBI's taxonomy places the organism in Eukaryota, Fungi, Ascomycota, Eurotiomycetes, Eurotiales, Aspergillaceae. Gene Ontology annotation, molecular function: metal ion binding; heme binding. The record is from RefSeq and is a predicted model, not a curated record.